CUAUUGGUCGGUCCAGGUGUCAAUCAUCUAGUAAAGUGGGCGGGUUUAAAGGAAAAUGGCGACUUUAUCUGUCGGAGAGCCUCAAGAGAUGGAAGUUGACAGGAGGGGUGAGUCUGAGGAAUCUGGUGAUGAUGAGACCAAGAGGAAGAGUCUCAAUGGAGAGGUCGACUCCUUGCAAGCCCCUUCGACUGUACCUGAGGAGUCACCUGUUGACAUGGAUACCAUAACCUUAGACCCAGAUGAAGAGGAUGUGGAUCUCGUCCAUUGUCGCAUUGGGAAGAUUGAGGGUCUGGAGGUUCUUCGGAAGGCUAAGACAAUUUCUCUUAGACAAAAUCUCAUCAAACGCAUUGAGAACUUGGACAGCCUCGUCUCACUGAGGGAACUUGAUCUUUAUGACAACCAGAUCCGCAAACUAGAGAAUCUUCAGGCCCUUACAGAGCUUGAGCAGCUAGACGUAUCGUUCAACUUACUGAGGAAGAUCGAAGGAUUGGAAUCUCUCACAAAAAUCAAGAAGCUCUUCCUGCUUCAUAACAAGAUUACAAGCAUUGCCAACCUCGAUCAGCUGACGAUCCUCCAGAUGCUUGAGCUGGGCUCUAACCGCAUCAGGGUGAUUGAGAAUCUGGAUUCUCUUGCUACUUUGGAGAGUUUGUUCCUCGGCACAAAUAAAAUCACUCAGCUACAGAACCUUGAUGGAUUGCACAGUCUAACGGUUCUCAGCAUCCAGAGUAACCGCAUCACGAAGUUGGAAGGACUCCAAAAUCUUGGGAAUCUGCGAGAGCUUUACUUGAGUCAUAAUGGCAUUGAAGUCAUUGAGGGCCUAGAAAACAACAAAAAGCUGACAACCUUGGAUAUCGCUGCAAACAGGAUAAAAAAGAUUGAAAAUAUCAGCCAUUUGACUGAAUUAAAAGAAUUUUGGAUGAAUGACAACCAAAUCGAUAACUGGGCAGACUUGGACGAGCUCAAGAACGCCAAAGGUCUAGAGACUGUCUAUCUGGAGAGAAACCCUCUGCAGAAGGACCCUCAGUACAGACGCAAGAUCAUGUUGGCUCUUCCCAGUGUCAGGCAGAUAGAUGCCACCUUCAUCCGUUUCUGAUCAUCCACCUCAUUGUGCCCUCCCUCACCCAAACCAUCCACGGCAUAUUAUAAAUGCACCACUACCAUACUACCCUCAUGGACACCGUCUGCCCUAUUUAUCUCUCUUUUAUUUACUUUUUAACAAAAAAAAAGAAGAAUCAUCUCACACUCCCAAUGUUGCCAUUCAUGUGCUGGCACCUUUUACUCGCACAGAGACUAUAUACCUAUGCUCUGACUUAUGCUAUAGCGUGAAUGCUUGUUAAUUUAUUUUUAGUUUAGGACCCGAUCGGUCUGAACUCAAAGGAGCCGAUGCCUGUUGCUCUGAAAAUAUAUCACUGCUAAAUCCUUUAGCAUUUUGGUUAGGAAAUCAUUUCAUCGUAGUUAUCCCUUCUCUCUCUCUCGUCAGUGUAAAAUCCGAAAUGUCUACCCCGUACGAUUUACAACGUGAGGUAAAAAGGUCAAAAUUCACGUCGCGUUCAGGUACCGAAGAAGGUUAUGAGGAAAUUCUUAUUCUUUGAUGCGAUCAGGGACUAUUUCUCUUACGGAUUCUAUUUGCAUAUCAGUUGUGUUUCUGGUUGUAGAGUAAGGCUGGUUGAAAUGACGUGACACACAUUCUUCGCUCUUCAUUAAUGCUGAAUAUAUUACAAGAGAUUAAUUCCGUUUUAAAACUAAUGUUAUGCCACACGAUUCUUAAGUGAUUUUAGGGACUCAACAGAGCAAGGUGAUUAGUAUUUUUUUUUUUAUUACUUUUUUGGUGAAAAUAUAAAUACCACGUGCACUCAGAAUAUUCACACAGAGACACCUCAUGUUGUUGUAUGAUCUGCGGAGUUGGAGGUGAAUAGAAAAGGACGCGGUGUGACGACUGUGUUUGGCCACUCCCAUUGGCUAGGAGGGAGGGGGGGGGUCUGAUUCUCUAUGGAAUGAACCCAGUCCCUUUACAAGGGUUAAAGAACAACUGCAUAGGAUUGCUUUUAAUUUGCUCGAAUUUUCACUUUGUUUUUACAAGCUUGGUUGACUGUUUUGGAAUUGAAUGUACUAUAAAUAAACCGAAUUUGAACAAUGCA
This is a messenger RNA of Puntigrus tetrazona (Sumatra barb), 2138 nucleotides long. It is a transcript of the gene ppp1r7, whose product is annotated as protein phosphatase 1, regulatory (inhibitor) subunit 7. The transcript has 10 exons. The record is from RefSeq and is a predicted model, not a curated record. The coding region runs from base 56 to 1093 and encodes 345 amino acids. Gene Ontology annotation, molecular function: protein binding. NCBI's taxonomy places the organism in Eukaryota, Metazoa, Chordata, Actinopteri, Cypriniformes, Cyprinidae.